Molecule: messenger RNA, 4141 nt
Organism: Pipistrellus kuhlii (Kuhl's pipistrelle)
Lineage: Eukaryota; Metazoa; Chordata; Mammalia; Chiroptera; Vespertilionidae
Gene: GEN1
Product: GEN1 Holliday junction 5' flap endonuclease
Exons: 14
Coding region: 369-3089 (906 amino acids)
Molecular function (GO): four-way junction DNA binding; 5'-flap endonuclease activity
Source: RefSeq, a predicted model, not a curated record
AGAUGGCCCAGAGGCCCAGCAACAGCUCGGCGCAUGCGUACCACGGCGCGGCCCGGAGCUGGCGGGCGGGCGGGUCGGGGCUGGGGGCAGCGGUCCGCCACUUCCCGGAAGGGGCGGGGCCUCGCGCGGCGGCGCCGGAUUUGAAGGGCUCCCGGGAGACUUCCGCGUCCGAGCGCUGCGACCUGGCCGCGGGUUUCUGCUUCUGCGUGGGGAAGGGAAGCGGACAUUUUUUUUAGUUUUCUUUUUGGGGAGAAGAUUAAACUGAGAAACGGAAAGCAGCUAGUUAGGACUCGGGCCAAACUGGUACACGACGGAGGGGCGCCUUCCAGAGCCGAGGAGAAGGGGUUGUCGGGCCGAUAAUAACCAGAAUGGGAGUGAGUGACUUGUGGCAAAUUUUGGAGCCUGUUAAGCAGCACAUCCACUUGAGUAGUCUUAGUGGGAAAACCAUUGCUGUUGAUCUGAGCCUCUGGGUGUGUGAAGCACAGACAGUCAAAAAAAUGAUUGGAAUUGUCACAAAGCCCCACCUCAGGAACUUAUUUUUUCGUAUCUCACAUUUAACACUAAUGGAUGUAAAACUGGUGUUUGUUAUGGAAGGAGAACCCCCAAAGCUGAAAGCUGAUGUCAUAAACAAGAGGAAUCAAAUUCGGUAUGGGCCUUCUGGAAAAACAUGGUCUCAGAAAACAGGGAGAUCACAUUUUAAAUCAGUGUUAAGAGAGUGUCUUGAGUUGCUGGAAUGCUUAGGAAUUCCCUGGGUCCAAGCUGCUGGGGAAGCGGAAGCCAUGUGCGCUUACCUUGAUGCCAGCGGUUACGUGGACGGCUGCCUCACCAAUGACGGGGAUGCUUUCCUCUACGGGGCCCAGACUGUUUAUAGGAACUUCACUAUGAACACCAAGGACCCACAUGUUGACUGUUAUACAAUGUCAUCGGUUAAGAGUAAACUAGGUUUGGAUAGAGAUGCUCUGGUUGGACUGGCAGUACUGCUUGGCUGUGAUUAUCUUCCAAAGGGCGUCCCUGGAGUUGGAAAAGAGCAAGCAUUAAAACUUAUACAGAUUUUGAAAGGGCAGAGUUUACUUCAGAGGUUUAUUCAAUGGAGUGAAGACAAAUCUUGUGACUCUAAUCAACAACCACUAGUUACUAAAAAACUAGCUCAUUGCUCAGUGUGUUCCCAUCCAGGUUCACCUAAGGAUCAUGAGCAUAAUGGAUGCAAAUUAUGUCAAACUGAUCGAUAUUGUGAACCGCAUGAUUAUGAAUACUGCUGUCCCUGUGAGUGGCACAAAACUGAGCAGGAUAGGCAACUGAUCACAGUGGAGAACAAUAUUAAGAAAAAAGCUUGCCGUUGUGAGGGAUUCCCAUUCCAUGAGGUUAUUCAAGAAUUCCUUUUGAACAAGGAUAAAUUGGAAAAGGCAAUCAGGUAUCAAAGACCUGAUUUAUUAUUGUUUCAGAGAUUUACUCUUGAAAAAAUGGAGUGGCCCAAUCACUAUGCAUGUGAGAAAUUGUUGGUACUUUUGACCCACUAUGACAUGAUAGAAAGAAAACUUGGUAGAAGACACUCUAAUCAACUCCAGCCAAUUCGAAUUGUUAAAAAUCGGGUCAGAAAUGGAGUUCAUUGCUUUGAAAUAGAGUGGGAAAAGCCUGAAUAUUAUGCUCUAGAAGAUAAACAUGGAGAAUUAGUUCUACAAACAAUAGAAGAAGAAUCAUUAUUUGAAGCAGCUUUUCCAGAGAUUGUUGCUGUUUAUCACAAACAAAAGUUAGAAGUUAAAGAAAAGAAAAAGAAAAGCAUGAAAACUAAGCCUAAAGAAAAUAAUUUGCCACGAACAGAUGAGAUGAGUUUUCAGUCACUCAUAACUUUAAAACCCACAUGUGAAAUCUCUUCUAAACAGAAUUCCAAAUUAAAUUUGGAAAUUUCCCCUGAUUCUGCAUUACCCCAGGAAUCUCUUUCUGCAUCAUUAAAUAGCUUGCUUUUAUCUGAAGAUGCUCUCUGUUUGAAUACUCAAGAACAGUUAAUCUCUUCUUCAAAACCUUUGACUACACAGCAAAUUACAGCUGUUAGUAAAUCUCUAAUUUCAGAAUCUAGUCAACCAAAUAUUUCAUCCCAUAAUGUGUCAGCUAUUGCUGAUUUAAACUUGAGCAGCAUUGACUGGGAGGGAACUUCUUUUAGUAAUUCUCCAGCUAUUCCAAGGAAUACUUGCUCUCAUGGCUUAAAAUCAGGACUUGAAACAGCCAUCCCUCAUAGCUUUAAACGUAUCCCAGGACAAUUGUCACGUAACUCAGAAUGGUGCACCACAAACAUAAAUAAAGUGUUAAAUUGUGAUCUUCAAAAGACUAAUCCUGAAGAGCAUCUGUCUUCUGGCAUUACUGACUUACAUCGUCAGGACCUGCCUUUAAAGGAACGAAUACUACUUAAAAAGUCAUUACAUCCUCUGGGUAAUGUACAAUCAGACCUGGAAACUUUAUCCGUACGCACAGCAAACAAAUGUUGUAAUGCUAACAGUAGUUCUGAUUGUCCAUCACAUCUUUCAAAGGAUCUAGGAAUUUAUUUGCAAAAGGAAUCUAGGAACUCUGAAGUUCUAAAAGGAGACCAGCUGUUUCAAGAAAACUAUAAAGUGAAUUCUUCUUUACCCUAUUCUGUCAAAAACAUGAUAAUAAAGAGCUCUGAGGCCAGAGUCGAGCCACCAAAUACUUCGUUAGAUCAUAAUAGAAAUGUUGACUUGCAAACCACUCAGAAAAUUGUAACGAAGAAAAGUGUUUGCCUUGACAGAUAUGCCUCUGAUGAAAAAAGUGCCUCAUUGUUUGGGAAAGCUGUGAAUGCAACUGAGAAAACGAAGCAGAGUUUUCAGAAGCACAAACCAGCCCAAUUCCAGAAAAAUGAUGCCAACAAAUUGAGUAACCCUAACAUACAUAUGAAAGAGACGGAACAAUAUGUCCAGACUUCUAAAACAGCUGUAAAUGAAGAAAACUGUUUCCCAGAUGCAGCCAACGGUUCUCUGAAUUUCCCACAGUGUCAGAAGGAAAAAGAUGACUCUGGUACUUGCUUGGAUAGUCCUCUUCCUUUAUGUCAGAGAUUAAAACUGAGGUUCCAAAACACUUGAAAUUAAAAAUGUUUAAGUGUUAGUUAAUAUUCUGGCAUCAUCAGCAUUAGCAGAGGCAGGAGGAAGGUGUCUAAUUAUUAAUGUUUGGCAGAAAAAUGUAAUGUAGUUUAUAUGUCAGGAGAUACUUUUUGCCAUUUUAAUCAAAAUUAUAAUUUUUAAAAAUUAUCUAAAAUUUUCAUUUUAAAAGAUAAUCUUUGUGGUCAAAACUGUAGAUAAUGUAUAUUUUUAAAACUCACUUUUGCCAUAUUUUAUAUCUUCAUUGACUGUUCCUUAGUCAUAGUUUUAAAGUGUAAAUACAGUACUAGGCAGAGUAAAGGCUUCAUCUUUUUGUUCAUUUAUACUCAUUACUUACACAAACCUCUAUAGUGUUCAUAUUUCAGCUUGUUCCCAAGAAGAUAAUUCUUUAUAAUUGCCUAUAAUCUCAAUGUCUUCUAUUGUGCCUUUUUUGAGAGCUAUAUUUCUCUCCAUGUGAAGAUGCUUUUAGUAUACUCUAUUGCUUUGGUAACUUUAUUCUCUUUUCUGAGGGAAAAAUGGGAAAGGAGGAAGAUGAUCUAUAUAUAUAUAUAGUAAAAAUCAUGGUUGUAAUGCUGAAUAAACUAAGGAAAGCUACUCUUUCUAUAUCCCCAGAAGUUAACAGGUAUGCCAAAAGAAAAAAAAAAGAUUUGAAAAAUAGAAUAUGUAAUCAGAAGAAAAUUAGAAAUUUGUUGAGGAUCACACAGCUAAUUAAUAAUGAUGUGAGAAUUAGAUUUCUUCUCUUGCCUUCUAGUUUGGUGAGAUUUUUUAGGUUUUCUUUUUCUUCUAUAGCACAUUUUUCUUUUUCUUUUAUUUUAACAAUUAAUCGAUAUAAUAUUGAGUUCAGCAUCUCCAAAUAUUAAGGUGUUUAUUCAUUUAUCAUUCAAAAUGUCUACGGCUCGCCAGCCACAUUCGACUCUUUGGCCCCUUGAGUGUGGCUCUUCCACAAAAUACCCACAGCCUGGGCGAGUCUAUUUUGAAGAAGUGGCGUUAGAAGAAGUUUAAGUUUAAAAAAACUUGGCUCUCAAAAGAAAUUUCGA